AUGUUCAAAGCCCUGAUGGGCGGGGGCCGCUCGUCAUCCUCAUCCGACGUUCGCAGCAGUUCCAAGAGCAGCCGGCGCAAGUCCGAAAAGCCCGAUAAAUCUGACACUAGAUCGAUCUCAAGUCGCAAGUCCUCACGGGGUGACGACCGUGACCGCGGCCUGGGUGAUUUGUCGUCUUACUCGCCAACGGCUUCCCGCAGUAAGCGUGGCCCACCGAGUAUUGCCGGCGAAUCUAUCGCAUCAACCUAUGUAACCGCCGAGCCAGAAGCCAUUGAUGACUCCGAUCGCUAUUAUAUUGAACGCACACCAAGACGCAGAGACAGUGAACGGGAAAGCAAGAGUUCUCGUCGGCGCGACCAGGACCGAUCCGACAGCCCCGAGCGUGAAAAGAGAAGCAGCCGCCGAGGAACACAAGAUACUCUGGACGAUGACCUGGAUCGGGAGCGCGACCGUCGCGACCGUCGCGACCGUCGCCGCACUCAGUCAGGGGAUCCAUAUGUGCCCCCGAUCUCCACAAGCAUGCCGCCUAGCGCCCCCGGCGCGCAGUUUGCCGCCGAGAUUGGCGCCCCGGGAUUCUCGCAAUUUCCCAUGCAGUACGACGCUGGACUUCCAUCUGCAGACCAUUCGCCAGCGCAUGAAGUUUCGUAUGACCCACACGUGCAGCAACAAUUUCCCGGCCAGUUCCCAGAGCAGGUUGCUGAGCCGUAUCGGCCGCCUAACCCUGCCGGCGCUGCGGCAGACUACUAUGGUGACCAGGGCGAGUCUGUUGAGCACCAGCCCGGUAUUCGACCGGCUCGCCCAAGUGUGCUUCCUAACACCCAAGCACACUUGAUGGCAGCAUCACCAUCAGCUAACCCACCCCCAGAGCCCAGUAGUUUGGGUGAGACUGGGGCAGCGGCGGCCUAUUUCGACGAUGAUUCCCAUGCUCCGGCGCAGGAAGGCCAGCCGCCGGCAGUGUCUUCAAUCAGACCCCCGAAACCGUCGAAGCCUUCAAAGCCUUCGAAGCCUUCUUCAUCGGGAGUUCUUCCUGCUGCCGCUGUUGGAGCUGCCGCUUAUGGCGUUGGGGGUAUGAUGUCUCAUUCUGAGUCGCAUUCCCCUCCGCAGCACGCCACUUCGUACGCGCAGCAGGACCAGCCAGUGGUACAGGGCCAGCCAAUGACAUACAACCAGCCAACGGAAUACGAUCAGCCGAUAGCAAGCAGUGGCUACCAACUUCCCUCCAAGCCGUCCCACUCUCAUAGCUUCAGUGAAGGUGCCGGUAUUGCGGCUGCAGGCGCUGCAACGGGGUACAUGCUGGGUCAUCACCAUCACUCCUCGAGCCCCGAGCACGCACCACAAUAUGCUUUCCAGCAUCACGAGCAGUAUCCUCAAGGUGGUGGUAUGCAAGUUAUGCAACCGUAUGGCCCUGGCCAUAAUAAUGCUUUGUAUGCGGGAGGAUAUCCUGCUCAAGCUGCCUACAACCCGGGUUUCUAUCCUCAUACACCCAGCGCGCUAGCUUUCCAAGAGCGUCAGCGUGGCCCCAUGGGAAGAUUCGUUGAUUUCUGGCGCGACCCCGAGGCCGUUGGAAGAUUCGAGGAUUACACAGAAUCUAUCGAUGAGGGCCGCCGCCGACCGAAGUCCAAGAAAUCUUCCUCGUGGCUGCCAGGCAUGCUAGCCGGCUAUGCGACUAAAUCGCUCUUCUCAAGCAAGGAGUUUGACGAUUCUUACAGCCUCCGCUCCGGUCGAAUGGCCUCAUCCCACGGGGAAGAAGACGACCGGAGGAGCCGUACCUCUCGUGGUGUGACCCAUCGUUCUGGCCGUAGUCCUCAAAGAGACCAUUAUUCAGACUCCAACCAUGCAUCGCAAUCUGGAUAUUCUCGGCACACACGUUCCCGAUCACGGUCUUCCUCUCGAUCUGGCCGGCAUUCGUAUUUGAAGGAGGCUGCACUCGGUGCCGCAGUGGGUGGGGCGGCGCUGGCUGUUGCAAAGUCGCGUAACCGCUCUCGCUCCCGCAGUCGUUCACCUGAAAGACGACAACGCCGAAAGGAUUCAUCCUCAUCCUCAUCCUUUGUCAAUCUCCCCAGGCCCGCCAAGAAGUCCAUCGCUGGUGGUAUCGGUUCAUUCUUCACAGCUUCUUCCGAGAACAGAAAGAAACGUCACACCAAGAAGCGAAGCGGCUUCUUCUCUUUCAAGAGCGGCUCUUCAUCCUCUUCAUUGGACAAUGAUCUUGCAUUCGGAGACGGGUUCUCGAAGAAGUUCUCCAAGUCUAAGAAGAAGAGCAGGAAGGGUAAAGAUGUUGAUGCUGCUUUGGUAGAGCUUAGUGACACGGCAACUCGUUUGGCUGGCUCCUCGCCCCACGGUCCCGGGCGCAGCGCAGGCCAGAUGUAUACACCUCGAUCUCGGCAGUCCAACUACGCCCACUCUACCACACAGGACGAAGAAUGGAUCGAUGCCGAGUCGGAGGACCAGUCUUCUUCAAGUGUUAGCUCUGCGCUCGCGUUCGGAGGAAGCAGCGUUGACUCUUCCUCCGACUCCGCCAGCAGCAAAUGGGGCUGGAGAUGGGGAAGCAAGAAGGACAAGAAGAGGAAGGACAAGCGGUCGAGUACUACAAACGCCGCUCUGGUAGCCGGCGCUGGCGCUAUUGGAGCCGCUGCAAUCUCUUCUGCUCGUCACCGUGAUAGCGACCCCCAAAUGUCCCCAUCUGUAUCUGGCGGGGAACCAACCCUCAUCCGCCCGGGACCCAUUCCCCUUCAGCAGCCUCAGCCUUUUACCCCUGUCUCCCAAUCAGUGUACACUACCCAGGGUGCUGUUUCGGGGCCCAUUCCUGUGUAUAGCACCCCGGCGGUCCCGCCCCUUUUCGCUAAUGAAGUUGGGAACUACGACUCGCAGUUCCAAAUCACUCGUGAUCCAGCAUGGGCACCAGAACCGUCAACAUACGUCGACCGCCGGAAACCCCGACGCAGUGAUUCCUCUCCUGUUUUCCCCACUCAGGAAACUGCUUCCAGCCUCAAGCGCCGGUUCACCGCUAAGGAGCAAGCCUCCGUGCAAUUCAACUUGACGGAAGAGCAAGCGGAGAGGGAACGCCACCUUAUUCGUCGUGACAAGAACUAUCGGGAUGAAGUUACUGAUCAACCGGUUCAACUGAUUGACCGAGAGGAAGAGCUCGCCCGCCAGGAAACCGAGCGACGAGAGCGCCGCCGAAAAGAGCGAGACGACGAGGACCGCCGGUAUGCGGGCGACAGAGAAAAAGGUUCCUCAUCCUGGGUUGGUGCAGCAGCAGCUGGAGCUGUAGGAGCUGCCGCUGCCAGCACUAUUCUCUCGCGCAAGACAGACGAUGAUGAAGCCUCUGAAGCUAGCCAGCGAUACAAUGAACGCCGAGAGAAACGCCGCGCCGAGCGGAAGCGCGACACUGAUGCAAUCGCGGCUAGUUCGAUCGUGUCGCGGUUCGAGCCUACUCAACCUAUUGACGAAGAAGUGACUACGGUGGAACACCGCGAAGAUCAGAAGAAACAGUCUCCUCGAUCUCCCCGUCCAGCACAGGUUUACGACGAUUACGCAGAAUUUUAUGCCCCUGAGGAAUUACGACACAGCCCAGAUGUUCAUCGCAGCAGCGGCUCCCCUAAUAUGCCAACCAUCGUGGAGGUAGAGCCUGCUAGCGAACGACGUACAAAAGAGGAACCUGAACCUACGGAGGUGGACUACUCAUACGAGCCCUAUCAACACGUGGACCGCCUCCCAUGGCCAGUCCCCGGGCUCAACCUCAUUGAGCCAACUCCUCCCCACAGCGUGACCGGUGGCUCCGUUCGCGACGUUACGUCCCCAACGCCCCCUGUAAAUAAAUCUUAUGAUACCCAGCCUCGCGAACGACCAACCGGCUCCCGGGUCUCCUGGGGUGAACAUGAAACUCACGAAUACGAGAUCCCUUCUUCUUCUGAGCAGGAUCCUCUUGAACAUGAUAUUUCCCCUAUCGAAAUCUCACCGAAGGACGUUCCUCUCCCUGCAUCCGAGAUAUCCCAAUCCAAGGGUAUUCCCAGCACAUCGGAGUACGGCGCCGAUAUUGAAUUUGCUGCGACAAUCGCUGCUGCGACGGCCGCAGCUGGAUUUGAUCCCUCUCUGAUCACAGAUGACCCAUCCUACCACACCCGCACUUCCCCUCCUGGGUCGGAGGAUGAACACAGAUUUACCUCACCCUGGUCUGCAUCAGCUCGGAAGGAGCCCCACGGCUUCGUCGAGCGCGAGAUCGAAGAAAUUGACCCCAAAUUCACCAAGGAUAUGACUUCCACCCCGGAGCACGUGGUCCAGGACAAGGAUGAGCUUUUCUUCCACGAGCCAGAAUCCUUCUCGAGAGACCGGGACAUUUCCUCGGGACGCGGUGACAAGGCCUCGAUUGCCCAGGAGGUCAUCGAGCAGCUGAAUGGCAAAUACGGCAAGCGCGAUCGUACUGCUUCGCCUGAAAAAGACGUAGAUGUCUUCUCGAUGCCUGGUGGCUUUGAUACAGCUGAAUCUAGAAACUUGCCUGACGCCAGAUCCGUGGUCUCAGCGCCGGCGCCUGUUGCCAUGGACCCAGAGACUCCGACCAAGUCCAAGUCCAAGUCCAAGUCGUCGAGGCGGAGUGGAGAUGACUUUGAGAUUUACGAGUCACGGGAGGUGUCUCCAUCUCGAGAUGAAUCCUAUUCCGUUAUCUCCGCUCCCGUCUCCAAGGACGAAACAUCCAAGUCCAAGUCCAGGAAGUCCAGGAAGAGUGGCGAUGACUUUGGCAUUGCUGAAUAUCCGGAGUCAGUGGUUCCCGAGUCUCGUGAUGAUUCUUUCUCUGUUAUCUCUGCCCCUGUUUCCAAGGACGAGACAUCCAAGUCCAAGUCCCGCAAAUCUCGACGGAGCGGUGAUGACUUCGAGAUCUACGAGUCACGCGAACCAUUUGAAUCCCGGGAUGACACCCGCUCGGUUACCUCUGCUUCUGCUGGCAAAGGAGAGUACGAUAUCCCCAGAUCGCGAGAGAUCUCCGGGUCUUACGAUGACAACCAGUCAGUAUUUUCUGCACCUGUCUCGAAAGAUGAGACUAGUAAAUCUCGCCGGUCUCGACGCAGCGGAGAUGACUUUGAUAUUUUCCGAUCACAGGAUGUGCCCGAGUCUGGUGACGAGUCUCGUUCUAUUGUCUCUGAACCAGCUAAGUCUAGAAAGUCUCGUCGCAGCGGCGAUGAUUUCGAUCUACGUCGCGAUGCUGAAGCCGCUCCUGACGACGCGGAAGGUGGCGAGGAGAAGGAGAGACGUCGCAAGCGUCGAUCUAAGCAUGGAAGUGACACCUUCUCUGUUGAUGACGAUGCUCGCUCCGCUAUUACGGACAUUGGAGAUGACAAGUCCGAGCGCCGCAAGCAUCGCCACCGUUCAUCUCGGGAAGCCGAAUUUGAUGACAAUGCUUCUAUAACCUCCUCUCCAGCCCAGAUUGACGAAUCCCGCGAGAAGCGCCGAAGCAAGGACGAGAAAGAAAAGAGCAGUGGAUUUUUGAGAAAUAUCUUUGGCUCACAAGUCUCGGCUCCAGCUGAGCGUGCUCGGUCUGGCCAUUCUCGCUCUUCCUCGUUGGAUAAGCGCUCAUCCCGCGAAGCCAUAUCUGAAGCUGGUGUGGAUGAUGAACGCCGUCGCCAUAAGAAGCGUUCUUCCAAGCACCGCAGCUCCAGCAACGGGGAUGAAUUGGAUCGUUACAUGUCGGACAAGGAGAAGGGUACCCAGGAUGACACAAAUCUGGAGGAGUACAGGUCCAGUAGACAGCAGAAAGAAGAGCGGCGACGUCAUCGGUACGAGGAAAUCGUGGAUUCAGGGAGGAAACGGGAAUCUGAGAAGGAAAGAUAUAGUGACAACUUCGACGAUCAAUCUUUUUUAAGGAAGCACCCUGAAAUUCUAGCCCCUGAGCGCGAACAUUAUGGUGCUUCAUGGCUUCCAGCAUUAGGGGGUAGCGCAGCUGUCUUCGCUGCAGCAUCAGGACUCAAUGAGAUCCCGCAGCAGAGGCCCCGGAGCCAAUCCACUUCUCCCCCAGUCACAGAGAAGACACUCGACUUGACCCCGAAGUCUCUGAGCCGCCCCGCUUCACCUGAAACAAGCCACCCCCAGGGGUCCCGAUCCCCCAAGCAACGCCGACACUCCGUGGCCAAGUCCACCAACGAAUCGCCGACAGCCGUGCCUCUCCACUUCCGCCGGCCCCCAACUUCCCCAGGUCUCUCCCGCGCAGUUCCCGUCGAACAACCCGCCCCCAUCGCCUCCCCAGGCUCGCCAAGCCAGCAACGCAACCGCCGGCCUGGGUCAGUCGAGUUCCGAAACUCGCGUGAAAUUCGCCCUCUAUGGCUCGUCGAGCGCCACAGUUUGAUCAAGGGCGAGCCCGAGACGGAGGAGCCCUUGCCAUCGCUCCCAUCUAGCAAGACCUCCUCCCGCGCUCCAUCAAUGGACAACGUAAAGUCCCUCCAUGAUGAGGAUGGCCUUAAGAGCUGGGAGCACGUGGAUCUGAGUCAAUCAAUCAUGGAGAACCAGCGCCCGACCGGGCUGACAAUUUCAACUGACCAAGCGAACGAAAGCCAUGAUAGAGACCUUGAUCUGCUCGGCUCGCAGCAGCCCACGCCUACCGCGGAACACUUCCAGGAUUCAGAGUCGAGGAAGGAAAAGCGCAGAUACGAAUUCCACUCACCUUCUGAGCUCCUGCAGGACCCCGCUGUUCUGGACGAGUUACCUCCUUCACCUACGCUGGACGCCCUGCCUUCUGCAGAGGGCUCCAUGGUUGGCGUUGGCUCCAGGGAGCAAGAAACCAAACGUGCGCUUGACGCUCUCGAGGGCGUGUCCAGCCCUCAGCCUGAGCCGGAAACCCCGACCCAAGAACAUAGUUCUUUCUUCGGCGGCGUGACGGACUUCGCCAAGGGCGCUGGCUUUGCCGGCGUUGUCGACGCAGCUGCUAUUGCCGCUGUCAAGGAGCAUGAUCAGUCUCGCUCCUUGCCUACAGAUGAACCCGCCAAGGUCCAUGGCUUUAGCGAUAUUGUUGAUGAAGCAGUUGCCGCUGACGGUUCCUCUCGCGACCAUGACAAGGCGCCUGUCGAUGAGGAGGCGCCCAGUGAGCCCGUUACCGCCAUCGAAGAGAACUACCCCACUGGGCCAGAGCCUGUGCACCAAGAGAUGGAAACGGCCAAGGGAUUUGCUCCUGAAUCGACCGAACAGCCUGUUGAGUCUUCUGAUCUUCGCCCUCAGCCCGAUACAGAAGUCGUCCCCGACGAGGGCGCGGCUACCCAGUCUUCUAAGAAGAAAAACAAGAAGAAGAAGAAGGGCAAGAAGAACCAGGCCCAGGAUGCGGAUCUAGGAACCCCCGAAGAACUCCCGGCGCAGGAAGAUUUGACCAAGGAGUUGGCGCAGGACCCUGCUGUGGAGGUUCCCGAGGUUGAAUCUGUUUCUGCUGAGCCUGAGGUUGCUGUUCCUGAGCAAUCUGAGAAUGAGCCUGUUGAGGCAGCCCGCGAGCUUGGACCUGAGAUCGUGGUUGAUGAGACUGUGAUUGAAGGUGCUGCUGUUCAGUCUGCACCGAUCGAGAGCGCUCCUGUUGAGCCCGAGGUCGCUGCUCCUGAGAAAUCUGAGAAUGAGCCUGUUGAGGCAUCCCGCGAGCUUGGACCUGAGAUCGUGGUUGAUGAGCCUGUGAUUGAAGGUGCUCCUGUUCAGCCCGCACCGAUCGAGAGCGCUCCUGUUGAGCCCGAGGUCGCUGUCCCUGAGCAACCUGAGGCCGAGCCCAUCGAGGCCUCUCGAGAGCUUGAGAUUGAGCCUUUGGUUGCAGCAGCUCAAGAACCAGAAGUUGGCACCGCUCUUGAACCCGAACCUACAGAGGUGGAGCCUACCGAAAUCGAACAGGCCGACGACACUGCAUCAUCGACUAAAAAGGCCAAGCGCGACAAGAAGAAGCAGAAGAAAAAAUCUAAAAACGAAUCUACUUCUGAAGGGCCUGCAGAUGAUACGGUCACUGCUCAGACCGAGGAUGAUAUUUCUGCCUCCAAGGAGGUUGAGGGCCAGCAAGUAGACACAGCGCCUGGGCCUGCCGAAGAGAUUGUGCCUGCGCCCUUGCCCGAGGAUAUUGCUACUUCUACUGAACCCCUCGAGAACACCUCUGACCAGACUGCGGUCCUGUCUGCUGCCACCGAUGAAGAGCAAGCUCAAAGCCAGCAGCAGUCCGGAGAGCUGGUUGAGCCCGUGGAACAGGUAUCUACUGAGGAAUCCGUUCUACCUGUUUCCGAAGACCCCGGUCUACCCGUGGAAGAACAGCAAACCCCGGAGCCUACUUUCACUGACGCCAAUGAAACUCCAAUUGAUGGUGCCACUCAACCAGAAGCGGAAGAAGUAUCCCGCAGCCUGCAAGAGAUUGAAAAGCCAAUUGAAGAUUCUACCCCAGAGGCCCGCCUCAAUGACACCACGCCUGAAAUUACUGAAACACCCAAAGAAGACACCGAAGGCGAAGACAACUUCCAAGAGGCUGUCGAAGAACAGGUUUCACAGCCCGCUGAAGAAAAGGAGCCUGCACUGGAGCCUCCCAUUGAAGUGGCUGCAGAUGCCCCCGCAGAGGGGUCGGAAACCAAGGCGGAGAAGCGGAAAAACAAGAAAAAGAAGAAUCGCAAAUCCACUGCCGUGGAAGAGACUCAGAUUUCCGUUGAAACGCCCGCUCCCGAGACUGAAUCGCCAGAAAGUCAAGACCCCGAACCUGAGCAAUCAGCUGUUGUCGAACCUGUGGAUACCCAAUCCCCUCCAAUUGGCGGUGAAGCCUUACUUACUGACCUUGAACAUCUUGAACAGCCCAAGGAUGUUGAGCAACCCCUGCAAACCACCUUUGAGGAGCCUGCAGCUACCCAAGGGAAGGAGCAAGUUCCAUUGGAGGUCGCUGUGGAUGCAGCACCCGUUGUGACUGAGCCAGUGGACCCCGCGGGGCCAUCUGAUGAACUGUCACAGCCAGCUGUCAUCGAUGUCCAACCUAACGCUGAACUCCCGGAUCCCGCUGAGGAGGCUUCUCGCGAAAUCCCAGAGCCUUCUGUUGUCGAGACUCAACCCGAAGCUGAAGUUGAAGCUGAGCCUGAAGUCGCCUUGACUGCGGCUCAGAAAAAGAAGACCAAGAAGAACAAGAAGAAGGGCAAGCAGAGUGAAUCUUCCAUUCUUGAAGACGAGAAGCCUGCUGAGUCUAUCUCGCCGGCACCUGAAAUUGAGACUGCCGCUGAGGAUAUGGCCAAGGAAGCCCCUCUUACUGAAGACGUAUCGGUGGAUGCGCCUGCACAAGAGCGCGAGAUGGAUCUGCCCGUCGAGGUCGAACAGCCGCUCGAGCGCGAGCAACUUCCCGAGCCCGUGCAAACUUCUGAGGCCGCUCCGCCCCAGGAAGAAGCUUCUCCUGAGCCUCUGCCAGAACCAACAGCAGAGGUAAUAGAGUCAGAGAGCCCUAAAGAAGUGACAAUCGCACCAGAGGAGCAACCUAAGGCUGAACAAUCUCCUGCCGAGCCAGAGGUCCCUAUGACCGCCGCGGAGAGGAAGAAGGCCAAGAAGGCGAAAAAGAAGCAGCAAAAGGAGCAGGAAGAGAGCAUUGGCUCUGUUGCUGAAGAUAUCAAGGCCGUUGAGGCUGAGCUUGCGCCCGAAGCUGAAUCCGCUGAACCAAGCAAGAAUAUUGCGCCUGCGGAUGAAAUUGAUGAAGUUGCUCCAGCAGACCUCUCUGCACCGGUGUCUUCCGAACCUGUUGAGGCUGCACAGGAUGUUGUACCUGCAUCUACAACCGAGCCUGAGGCAGCCCCAGUCACUGAAGAUACUCCUCUGCCAACAGAGACUGAGACUCUCGAGCAAACGAAGGAUAUCGAGCCUUCCGUUGAGGCUGAGCUGCCGGUAGACGACGCUGCACCAUCGUCUGAGAUCGAGUCUACCGAAGUUAUCGCCAAUGUUCCAUUUGCAUCGGAAGAGGCUAUCGCUCCUGCGGAUGCGCCCCAAGAUCUUGACCAGCAGGACGAUAUUGUUAACGUGGAGGAGCCAAAGAGCGAGGAUGUGGCUCUACCGCCCACCGAAGAACCUUCGGUUGAUGCGAAGACCGAUGCCCUCAAAGCAGAAGAAGAAUCUCCCGAACCUGAGGUCCUAAUGACUGCCGCCGAGAGGAAAAAGGCCAAGAAAAACAAGAAGAAGCAGCAGCAGAAGCAAGAGUCUGAGGCCGAGCCUACUUCUACCGAGGGUAAGAGCGUCGAACAAACUGGUGACAUCUUGCCCGAGAGUGAGGCCACACCUACCGCAGUUGAUGAGCCCACAGACCCCGAGGCAGCCCGUGAUCUUGGAACUGAGACCAAGCCUGAAGAGGAACAAGCCCAGGACGUGCCAAUUCUCGAAUCCGAGCUUGCGCACGACGCACCCGCAGAGGCCAUUCCUACCCCGGAUAUUACCGAACAAGGUAUUGAUGUCCAAGAUGGGGACAAGAAAACCACCCAAGAGCAUGAAGUUACUUCCGCGGAAGAACCCCAGGGAGAAGAGCUUGAUACAGCCGUCAGCAUGGAGCCUGUGUUAGACAAGUCUCUCGAUGACAAGCCUACAGAGCCUACAGCUGAGCCAGUUAUGGAGGAGGCUCAGCCUACGGAGCCUACAGAAAGUCCAGUGGUGGAGCAGGCUGAAGAUGAACAGGCGGAAACUUCUUCUAAGUCGAAGAAGAAGAAGAAGAAUAAGAAGCGCCAAUCAGUUGCCCCUGAAGAGGAGCAGCCUGUACCUCCCGAGGAGGAAUCCAAGGUCGUCCCCGCCGAGGAAGAGAUUAUUAAGCCUACACCCGCCGAAGAGGAGUCUGCACCUGUGCCUCCUGAGGUUGAAUCCACCGAACCGGCGCCAUCUCAAGAGCUCGAACAGCCUCCUCUCGAGAAGGAUGCGGAGGUCCCCAUUGUGACGGAAGAGGCGUCCAAGGCUGAAGAGAGCACGCAGCCAGAGACCCCUAUCGAUGUAGCCGCCGCCGAGGCUGCUGAAGAGGCAUCAAUGACGCCUGCUCAGAAGCGGAAGGCCAAGAAAGACAAGAAAAAGCGCCAAUCAGUUGCUGCUGAACAGGAGCAGCCUACGUCUGCUGAGGAGGAGUCCAAGGCUGUCCCCACUGAGGAAGAGGUUAAGCCUACACCCGCCGAAGAGGAGUCUGCACCUGUGCCUGCUGAGGUUGAAUCCACCGAACCCGCGCCAUCUGAAGAGCCUGAACAGCCUGCUCCCGAGCUAAGCCCGGCGACUCCUAUUGCGACAGAAGAGGCGCCGAAGGCCGAAGAACCCUCUCCGGAGGAGACUACACAGGGAGAGGUCCCUGCCGAUGUUGCCGCCAUCGAAGCAGCUGAAGAGGCCUCGAUGACUCCUGCUCAGAGGCGAAAGGCUAAGAAAGAUAAGAAAAAGCGCCAAUCAGUUGCUGCUGAGCAGGAGCAGCCUACGUCUGCUGAGGAGUCCAAGGCUGUGGCCGCCGAGGAAGAGGCUAAGUCUACGCCCGCUGGGGAAGAGGUUGAGUUUGCACCCGCCGAAGAGGAACCUACACCUAUGCCUACUGAGGGUGAAUUUACCGAACCCGCGCCAUCGCAAGAGCCUGAACAGCCUGCUCCCGAGCCAAGCACGGAGUCUCCUAUUGCGACAGAAGAGGCGCCGAAGGCCGAAGAACCCUCUCCGGAGGAGACUACACAGGUAGAGGUCCCUGCCGAUGUUGCCGCCAUCGAAGCAGCUGAAGAGGCCUCGAUGACUCCUGCUCAGAGGCGAAAGGCCAAGAAAGAUAAGAAAAAGCGCCAAUCAGUUGUUGCCGAAGAGGAACAGCCUGUGCCUGUUGAGGAGUCCAAGCCUGAACCAGCCGAGGAAGACGUGACGCCCGCACCAGCCGAAGAGGUGCCCAUACCUGAUUCCAUUCGGGAAGAGCCCACUGCGCCAAUUUUGACCCAGGAUGCCGAACAUUCCGCGGUCGGCGAAGAUGCGGGCACUCCCAUUGUGACGGAAGAAGAAGGGCCUAAGGCCGAAGAACCCUCUCCAGAAGAGAGCACGCAGCCAGAGGCACCUGCCGAUGCAGCCGCUAUCGAGGCCGCUGAAGAGGCAUCAAUGACUCCUGCUCAGAGGCGGAAGGCUAAGAAAGAUAAGAAAAAGCGUCAAUCAGUCGUCACUGAACAGGAGCAACCCGCGUCUGUUGAGGAGCCAAAGCCUGAAUCCCCUCAGCAAGAGCCCGUUGAGCCUGAGUUGACCCAGGAAACCGAACAGCCGACUGUCGACAAAGAUGCCCAGGCUCCUAUUAUGGCAGAAGAAGAGGUGCCCAAGCCCGAAGAACCCUCUCUCGAAGAGGCCACGCAACAGGAUGCCCCUGCUGAUGCAGCUGCUACCGAGGCUGCGGAGGAGGAGGCAAUGACUCCAGCCCAGAAAAAGAAGGCCAAGAAAGACAAGAAAAAGCAACGCAAGUCUGUUGCUUUUGACGACAAUGCGACACCGAGCGAAGAGCCCAAGCCAGAGCAGGAUUCAUCUGCGCCUGAAGACAAGGUUGAAACCCAGGAUGCUCCGGCUGAAUUGGUUAUCGCCGACGAAUCAGCCAAAGAGUUAUCAGUGACGGAAGAAGUUGCCGAACCUGCUACUGAAGGGGAAGUCUCGGAGAAGAUUGAAGAGCCCGCUUCCUCUGAACAAAGCAAGGAGAUCGCCGAGGAUGAGCCGACCUCAGUUGCUGCGCCCGAUGCUCCCAUUCCUGCUGAAGUCGAGGAUCCAAAGUCCACGGUGGAGUUGCCAAAUCAGCCGGAACAAGAUGCUCAGACUCCCUCAGAGCCUCAGUCGCCGAAUACACAAGAGCCUGAAGUUCCCUUGACUACGGCGCAGAAGAAGAAGGCGAAGAAGAACAAGAAGAAGGGCAAGUCUGUGGACUUGGCCGAAAACGACCCUGCUGCUACAGAAGCAGCGCAGGAAUCUGAGCCCAUUGUUCAAACUUCCCCCGAUACUCCCGCUGAGAACCUGGAGUUGCAAGAUACUCCCGCUUCUGAGCCAGCACAGCCCGCAGAAGAUCUCGAGCAAGACAAUACCACCGAACCCGAGGCUCCCAAGGCCGAGGAACCCGAGAUAACAGAAACCCUAGUUGACGAUGUGCCAAAAGAGGAAAUUCCUGACGCCAAGGAGACCGACGAAGCUCCAGUCACCGAGGCGAUUGUCGAUGCCCCCUCCCAGGAAGCAGAGGCCAUUGCCUCUUCUCCUGCCGAGACGACCGAAGAAGCUGGCAUGUCAACCAAGGAGCGACGCAAAGCUGCCAAGAAGGCGAAGAAACGCCAGUCCAAGAAUGUCGACGCCGACAACGACGCCGCAACAUCCACUGAAGCGGCCAACAGUGUCGAAAAGGUCCUCACCUCUACGGACACAGACGCCCCUGGACUCUCAGCCGUACCGGCGUCCUCGCCUGCGGAACAUGACGGUAAAGAACAUCAGUCCCACGACAUAGAAACUUACGACGCCACGGCGCAAAAUACGGCCUCGACUGAUAAAUACAUGUCUUCGCAGGUUGAGCAGACGCCGAUAGAAAGUCCUUUUUUAGAAUAUCCUCCCCAGCCCGUGCUUGAGCGUUCAGUUGAUUCCGGCGAGUUGGUGGAGGGAAAUGGUGUGCAGGAGGGUGAUGUUGCCCCUACUGCACAGGAGCGAGAGGGGGAGUUGCUUGAGCCUACACCCCUUGAGGAAAUGAAAACAGUUGAUGAUGGUGAGGUUGUUGAGGAGAAGUCGUCUGUGCCGGAAGCAGACGAUUUCUCCAUGGAGAAGGAUGUUGAGAACAAAGAUGUUGAAGAGACGCCUGUGGAUGUUCUAAUUGAUAACGUUCCUGAGGCACAGACACAAGAAUCUCUCGUGGAGGAGGCUUCUGAGACAGCUGUCUCGAAGAAGCAGAAGAAGAAAAACAAAAACAAAAACAAAAACAAAAAACAAGAGGAUGAAGCCGCAGCACCUGAGCUUGAAACCUCUACUGCGGAGGACAAGGAGCAGCCUGAAGCUGCACCUUUGUUUGAGGCCGAGCCCCAGCCGGAGGUGAAAGAAAUCACCGAGCCUGAGCCCAUUGCUGAGGCCGAACCAUUGCCAGUUCUAGAGGAGCAAUCGGCCGAUCACUCACAGGACAUUGAAGAGACUACCGCUAUCCAGACAACCGAGGGCACUGCUGGUACCAAGGAGAUCAGUGUCCCAGAAGCCGAGGCUGAGCUAGUGCCAAUUCCAGAGGAGCAACGGGCAGAACACCCACAGGACAUUGAAGACACUGUCGCCGUCCAGACAACCGAGGACAUUGAUGACACUAUCCCAGAAGGCGAGACCGUUGCUCCUCCUACCGAAGAGACAACGCAGUCAGAGGUCCUUACAAAUGCAGCUGCCACCGAGGCCGCCGAAGAGGCCUCGAUGACUCCUGCUCAGAAGCGGAAGGCCAAGAAAGACAAGAAGAAGCAACGCCAAUCAAUUCUUCCCCAAGAACCCGAAGCUGAGCUCCGGCCUAGGGAACAGACAACGCCCGAAUCGGCUGAAGCUUCCGUCCAAGAGGUUGAGACUACAACGGAGUCAGCACCUGCCGAAUUUAUCAUCCAAGAUGAGGCUGUUACUAGUGCAGACGAGCCUACAGUGCAGCCUAUUGAUGUCACCGAGGAUGCCUCCAAGGAUAUUGUGACACUUUCUGAAGACACUGAACAGGAUGUUCCGAGUCUAGAAAUCGAAGGCGGAGAGCGUUCUCUCGAACUUCCUUCCGCUGAGCCGAGGGUCGAGGAAGGAGAUAAGCCAGCUGGGGAAGCUGCCGAAGUCCCGACCGAGAUUCUAAAUGACGAGCAAGCUAGCGAACAAACGCCACCUGAAGCGGGCCCUGAGCCCGAAGGCGAAUCGGCGAGUGUCCCCAAGAAGAUGAGCAAGAAGGAGAAGAAGAAGGCUGCCGCCGCCGCCGCCGCCGCCGCCGCCCUUCUCGAGGAAGAAAAAUUCGUCGAAUCACAACCUGAACCCGAAGAGCCCCUGGCCGUCACUCCUCAAGCUCUAGAGGAAGUGCCUGAGACAGAAAAGAGCCUGGACGAAACAACAGAACUGACAACUUCUGAGCCGAAACAAGAUGUCCUGGAGCAGCCUGUUGAGGUUCUCGAUUCUACAGAACCCCUCGAAUCCAAGGUCAAGCCCGAGGAGUCUACGAAAGAGUUAGUCGAGGAGCCAGCUGUGGUCGAUACUAUUACUCGGAAAGCGUCAAAGAAAGACAAGAAAAAGGCCAAGAAGCAAGCCAAGCAAGAAGUAAUUGAGCCAGCUUCUCCGCUCGAGGAGCAUGUUCCUACCGAGCCUGCGGCUGUAGAGGCUGCUCCUGAACCGGAGCCGACUUUCGAGGAUACGCCAACGGAGAUUAUUCCCGAGUCUGAGUCCAUUGCCCGGGAAGAAAUCCAGGAGGCUCCCAAUUCCGAGCUCGAAAGCAUCGAAGCCCCGCCUCUUGAGAGGUUCGGCAUCGUAUCGGAAGAUAAGCAACCUUCAGAAAGCGAGAAAAAUGAAGCAGUCGUCCCUCUGGACACACUCCCUACGUCCUCACCUGGGGAACCCGCUGACAAAGCUACCAACUAUGAGUCCCUUGGCCUCCAGGAUCCUGCCGAGAAGAACAUACAGGAAGAUGAAGCUCAAGUUGGGGCCGAUGCACGGGACCUUGAGAAAACAGCUGACCUCGAGGUCGUCGAGGGCUCUGUUGAGGAUGGACCUGGAGAACCUGAAGUGAUGCCGGCUCUGUCCAAGAAGAUGUCAAAGAAGGACAAGCGCAAGGCCAAGAAGAAUGGCAGUACCAAUGAAGAAGUCUCGACUCAACAACAAGAAGAGCCCCAAGCUGACGUGGCUGAGUUGCCCACGGAAUGGGAGAGCCGGCCGACAGAGCCUGCCGUGGAGCAGGAAAUUCCUGAAACUGAAGAUGCUGCAGAACCUCAACCUACAUUGGAGCGAGAGCUGCCAAUUGAAUCCUCUCUUGCGAUUGAGGAUCAGCCUAUAUCCGUCCCCGAAGUUCAGGUUGGGCCUACACAACCCGAUGAAGAGCCCGUCAGCGAGGAAAUCCCUCUUUCACGCAAGGCCUCGAAGAAGAAGGCCAAGAAGGCCCAAAAGGCUAACAAAUCCUUGGAUACUGAGCGGGCUGAAAACGCGAUCGAUGCGGAUCAGCAUGCUAACAUUGUGCCGUUCGAAGAGGACCAAUCUAAGCCACAGGAUCCAGAAGUGCCAGACGAGAAGUCGUCCCAUGACGAAGAACACUGGCCGGCAAUUGACUGGCAGACGAAGCUUGAAGAGUCCCAGCGAUUGAAGGAAGUGAACUCUGACCCUGAGUCGGAAAUUUCACCUCCCGAGCCGGAGAUUAUCAGCGAAUUUGUUGAUUCUUCAUUCCCCGAAGUUUCGCAUGAUGCAAACGAAGCUGCUCCGGAAGUCGACGAGCCUUCACUGGAACCCUCGAACGACAAAGAGAUCGAGCCGCCUGCUCGAACAACUACCCCCGGUGGAUCUAAGAUUGCCGACUUAUUUCCCGGACUCGAGCGUGCUGGAUUCCGGCGAUCAGCUUUGGACCAGCAAACACCGUCGCUAAAAGAUAGUGCUGAGGAAGAGACAACAGCGGACUUGGAAGCGAAUCGCGAUAUCGCGAUCCCUGUCUCGGAAGCACCCCUAGCGACCACUAAAACCAAAGAAAUUGCCGAUGAUUUUACCUCGGAACUGCCUAGCAGCCUCGAAAGACAAAUUGAGUCUACGAUCUCGGAGCUGAAAGCUCACCCCGAAACCCCGACUGCUACGGAGGAUGACUCAAUCAGAGAGCCAGAACUUCCGAUGCAUGGCGAAAAGUCCUUGGAUGCGCCCUUGUCAUUUUCAACGGAGCCCUCCAAUGAGCGGACUCGUACCGAGGAACCUUCUUCUCCUACGCGCCUUCCACCCCCCGAGGAAGCUGGAGCAGAACUGUGUGAACUACGCCGAUCACCAUCAAUCCAUGGACGACACCAGCAUACACCCCGAACAUGGAGUUUGGACGAGCCAUCUCUACCGGCUCUUGCCCCAUCCCCUCCCCGGUCGCUCUUCGGACCGACUGACGAUUAUGUACGACCCCGGACUCCGCUUGAACCAAUUGCGGAACAAGUACCACAUGGCCAGGGAACCAUGGCUGGUCGCGGGACCCCCCGCCUGGAGAUGAAGCCCGAACAUGUCUUACCUCGACCUCAAACACCCGUCCGGAAAUUUACAGACAAUGCCUUUGAUCGAGAAGCUUGGCCUACAGAAAAAGAAAACCAAAAGAGGGAUGAUUUCAAAGAAAUUCAAAAAACGCCUGAGCAAGGGAUUCUGAAACCCAGCACCAGCAGUGGAAAAUUACGUCGUACAAAUCGCAGUAUUAGUGGCGAUCUGCGGGCGGCUAGUCGAGCGCUAGAUUCCCAGCCUUCGAAUCUCGAUCUCGAUCAGCUCCCGUCUUCCUCUUCUUAUGACCCCGUCACCGACAAGGGCAAGCGUCCGCUGCGAAAUAUGUCGGAUGUCUAUGAGGGAUGGGGUGAAACGCCCAACUCCCCCCGGUCGCCCAGCCGACCGCCUAGUGUCCGCCGUCGUCGUAGCAUGCAACACUUGCAAGACAUCGAAACCCGUCUCGACCAGCUCAUCUCUGAGAACCGUCUACUGAUUGCCGCCCGCGAUGAAGCCGAAGAUAAGCUCCGGAAUACCAGCGUCGCUCGUCGAAAGAGCGACCGUGCCCUCAACACCCGCGACGGCGAUUUACGCGAUCGGGAAUCGGAGGUGGAACAAUUGAAGAACUCGGUGGAAUGGCUGCAGAAGGAGAUGACUCGUCUGACCCAAGAGAAUGAGGGGCUGACUGCGUCCAACUCUGCUCUCGCCGCCGCCCAUGCAGCCGAGGUCAACACCGUGCGCCAGUCGUCCACGCGGGAGCUCGUUGAGCUGCAGUCGCAACACAGCCAACUCUCGUCCCAGGUGGAAGAUCGAGUGCGACAAGAGAUUGAAUCGGCUCUUGCGCAGAAAGACAUUGAAUUGCGCCGUCUACGUACCGAACUUGAGGAGGCUCGCGAUAAGGUCAAGGAGCUCCAACAACAAAUCGCAGCCUCAGUACAUGACAAUGCCCUUGUCUUCCGCGAUGAAGAGUACUUCGAGGCCGCCUGCCAGAAGCUGUGUGGCCAUGUCCAAUCCUGGGUCGUGCGCUUCUCCAAGCACAGUGAUAAGCGUCGCUGCCGCCCACUGAGUGAUUUGCAGGACGAAAAGAUCGCUGACCGUUUCGAUAAUGCCCUCCUCGACGGCUCCGAUCCCGACGCCUAUCUAUCUGAUCGUGUCCGCCGCCGUGAUGUAUUCAUGUCGGUGGUCAUGACAAUGGUUUGGGAAUACAUCUUCACACGUUAUCUCUUUGGCAUGGACCGGGAGCAGCGUCAAAAGCUCAAGUCUCUUGAGAAACAAUUGGGCGAGCCUUUUGCUGCUCAGCGGGAGAGUGAUACGGAGGCUGUUACGCUGGAGAUCUUCCAAACCCUAUCACGGGUCCUCCCUCCUCCGUCACAUGUUGAAUCCCAGCUCCUGGAUAACCUUCGCAAGAUCAUGCGGGUAGCAGUUAGCCUAUCCUUGGAGAUGCGUACCCAGCUGGCUGAAUUCAUCAUGCUGCCACCUCUGCAGCCUGAAUACGAUACCAAUGGCGACCUUGCACGCCAAGUGUACUUCAACGCAGCUCUGAUGAAUGAGCGCAGUGGUCUGACAAACGAUAAUGGCGAGCUCGAGGCUCAACAGUCUAUUGUGCGCAUUGUGCUCUUCCCUCUCGUUGUCAAAAAGGGCAAUGAUGUGGGCGAGGGUGAGGACGAGGAUGUCGUCUGCCCCGCCCAGGUCCUCAUUGCCCGCCCUAGCAGGGACAAGAAAGUAUCAAGGGUGAUGAGCGGCGAUCGCAUGUCCAUUGAUGCUACCAGGUCUGUCCACAGCAUUGCUCAAAGCAUUGCUCACAGUGUGGCACCUUCAUCUAUGAUGGACAUGAGCAAUGUGAUCUGA
Molecule: messenger RNA, 18924 nt
Organism: Penicillium verrucosum
Lineage: Eukaryota; Fungi; Ascomycota; Eurotiomycetes; Eurotiales; Aspergillaceae
Gene: lah
Product: involucrin repeat protein
Exons: 7
Coding region: 1-18924 (6307 amino acids)
Source: RefSeq, a predicted model, not a curated record